Molecule: messenger RNA, 2902 nt
Organism: Myotis brandtii (Brandt's bat)
Lineage: Eukaryota; Metazoa; Chordata; Mammalia; Chiroptera; Vespertilionidae
Gene: ABCB8
Product: ATP-binding cassette, sub-family B (MDR/TAP), member 8
Exons: 16
Coding region: 86-2236 (716 amino acids)
Biological process (GO): transmembrane transport
Cellular component (GO): membrane
Molecular function (GO): ABC-type transporter activity; ATP hydrolysis activity; ATP binding
Source: RefSeq, a predicted model, not a curated record
GGAUGGUGGCUGGAGCCAACAUGGAGUCCUUAGUAGGAUAAGGGUGAAACUGCUGUUGCUGGCUGCUCCUGUUCUUCCCCCCAUCAUGUUGGUGCACUUAUUUCGGGUCGGGAUUCGGGGAGGUACUGUCCUAGGCAGGCCGCUACUCCCCCUCCGCUUCCAGACAUUCUCGACCGUCAGGCACUCUGAUGGCCGCCACAGCUCCUAUCUCCUCAGGGCUGUGGCCCAGCUGCGGUCCCAGCUCCGGGCUCGCCUCCCUCAAGUGCCACCGGGUCCAGGUCGAAGCCCCUCUUCCUGGUGCUGGGUUGGGGGAGCCCUCCUGGGCCCCGUGGUGCUGAGUAAGUGCCCCCGCCUCUGCCUUGUGGCGCUGUGUGAGGCAGAAGAGGCCCCUCCUGCCUCCAAACCCUAUGACGUGGAGACCCGCUUUAACUGGAAGCUCUUCUGGCAGUUUCUGCGCCCCCACCUGCUGAUCCUGGGGGCAGCCAUCGUGCUGGCACUGGGUGCAGCACUGGUGAAUGUGCAGAUCCCGCUACUCCUGGGCCAGCUGGUGGAGAUUGUGGCCAAGUACACGAGGGACCACAUGGGCAACUUCCUGAAAGAGUCCCGGAGUCUCAGCACCCACCUGCUCCUCCUCUACGGCCUCCAGGGAUUGCUGACCUUUGGGUACCUGGUGCUCCUGUCCCGCAUCGGUGAGCGCAUGGCUUUGGACAUGCGGAGGGCCCUCUUCAGCAACCUGCUCCGACAAGACAUUGCUUUCUUUGAUGCUAAAAAGACAGGGCAGCUGGUGAGCCGAUUGACAACUGACGUGCAGGAGUUUAAAUCGUCCUUCAAACUUGUCAUCUCCCAGGGGCUUCGAAGCUGCACCCAGGUGGUUGGCUGCCUGGUGUCCCUGUCCAUGCUGUCCACACGCCUCACGCUGCUGAUGUUGGUGGCCAUGCCCUCCCUGAUGGGAGUUGGCACCUUGAUGGGCUCAGCUCUCCGAAAAUUGUCUCGCCAGUGUCAGGAGCAGAUAGCCAGGGCAACAGGUGUAGCGGAUGAGGCCCUGGGUAAUGUUCGGACUGUGAGAGCCUUCGCCAUGGAGCAGCGGGAAGAGGAACGCUACGGAGCAGAGCUGGAAGGGUCCCGCUGUAAGGCAGAGGCACUGGGCAGAGGCAUCGCCCUGUUCCAGGGGCUCUCCAACAUCGCCUUCAACUGCAUGGUCUUGGGCACCCUCUUUAUUGGGGGUUCCCUCGUGGCUGGACAGCAGCUGACCGGGGGAGACCUCAUGUCCUUCCUGGUGGCCUCCCAGACGGUGCAGAGGUCCAUGGCCAACCUCUCUGUCCUGUUUGGUCAGGUGGUGCGGGGGCUCAGCGCAGGCGCCCGGGUGUUUGAGUACAUGACUUUGAGCCCGUGCAUCCCGCUGUCCGGAGGCAGCUGUGUCCCCAGAGAGCAGCUGCGUGGGUCCAUCACGUUUCACAACGUCAGCUUCAGCUACCCCUGCCGCCCCGGCUUCCCGGUCCUCAAAGACUUCACCCUCACGCUGCCCCCUGGCAGGAUCGUAGCCCUUGUGGGCCAGUCCGGCGGAGGAAAGACCACCGUGGCUUCCCUGCUUGAGCGCUUCUACGACCCUACGGCAGGCAGGGUCACCCUAGACGGGCAGGACCUGCGGACCCUCGACCCCUCUUGGCUCCGGGGCCAGGUCAUCGGCUUCAUCAGCCAGGAGCCAGUCCUGUUCGGAACAACAAUCAUGGAGAACAUCCGCUUUGGGAAGCUGGGUGCCUCUGAUGAAGAGGUCUACGCAGCUGCCCCGGAAGCCAACGCACACGAGUUCAUCACCAGCUUCCCCGACGGCUACAACACCGGCUACAACACCGUCGUCGGUGAACGGGGCACAACCCUGUCUGGUGGCCAGAAGCAGCGCCUGGCCAUCGCCCGCGCCCUCAUCAAGCAGCCAGCAGUGCUGAUCCUGGACGAGGCGACUAGCGCUCUGGAUGCAGAGUCCGAGCGGGUCGUGCAGGAGGCCCUGGACCGAGCCAGCACUGGCCGCACUGUGCUGGUCAUCGCCCACCGGCUGAGCACCGUACGAGGGGCCCACCACAUCGUCGUCAUGGCCCAGGGCUGUGUCUGUGAGGAGGGGACCCAUGAGGAGCUCCUGAAGAAAGGUGGCCUCUAUGCCGAGCUCAUCAGGAGACAGGCCCUGGGUGCCCCGUCUCCUGAGGCACCCAGAGGCCCCAGGAACCACCACCCAAAGUCCUGAGAGCAGCCCUCUGCAGUCUGGUCACCGCCAAGCAUUAGUGCCCAGGGCUGAGGACUGAGCUCCCCAGAGGGCCGGGCUGGGCUAUGGGCUGCCCCCCUGCCCACAAUAAACCCAGGACAAGCCCUGGGCUGGAAGGAAGUUGGAACUGCUCCCAUCGCCUCCCCCACCUACCUCCUGGCUGCCUUCCUCCUGCCAGAGCCACCGAGUCAUUGGGCUGCACAGGGAAGGAGGCAGAGUCCUGGGCCCAUGCUCUGUUCUCUAUCUCCCCCCAGACCCUCCUCCCAGGAGCUCUGCCAGCCUCCCUCCUACCCGACAGCCUAAAUUUGUCCAGGCCCCAGCUCUAAGGAGACUACAUUCAGGGUUGGGGUGGGUAGAGAAUUCACCCUGGGGUUCUCCCCCACACCCAUGCCAGACCUCAAUUUCCUAGGCUGAUCCCAACACCCCUUCGUCCCCACUGCCUCGCUGGGCCCUGAAAGAAGGAACCCCCACCUUGGGUCAACCCCUCAAACCCACAAUCCCCAUCCUCAGAACAAUUUCUCUUCCUUCACACAGUCCUUGUUUCUAGAUUUCACCCUCCCUUGUCCAAACAGGACGGAUGCCUGACAGGCCCUCGGGGAGGGAGAGGAGGAGUGGGCACUGUGGUCCAGCCUGGCUGUCUCACCACUG